AUGGCCAGUGUCUUGCUGCCGGCAGUUCCCAAGCAACCAAUGCAAUUUGAGGCAUCGCCUCCGUCGCAGAUCUGGAAGGGAGACCAAGACGCUUUGAGGUUCCUCACGCGCCAGAACGGUCAGGUCACGUCCCUGUGGAAGGAGCUCUAUGAAGGGGACGGGAUGACCUGGGAGGUGAUGAUGAAGUUCCGCGAGAAGCCAAAGUCAAACACUGCCCUCAUGCAUACGUACGGAAAAAAGUUCAACGACAACACCUACAGCAGCUCCCACCGACGUCGUGCUGUGGGUAUCUUCGUGGGCCCAUCUGGCCAGCACCACAUAUUUGGUUGUGCGGGCAGCAACGUCCAUACCGGUGACAAAGGACCCGACUUGUGGGACGACAAGUGGCAUCACAUUGUCCUGGUGUUGUCGAAGUCCACCCAGCAGAUUACUUACUAUGUGGACGGCACAAAGAUUGCCAGCGCGAGUUAUAAUCCUGGCAGCAACAAUCCCGGAGUCGAUGGUGAGAUAUUCAUCGGUGGUGGAACGCUGGAACGCUACUAUGGCAGCGAGAUCAGCCGCUUCGCCAUUUGGGACCGCGCCUUGUCGGAGGCGGAGGUCACUGAUGCGAAGACAUGCAAGGCUGGCACCAACGGCCUGAAAGUUCUCUACACCCUUGAAACGGACUACAAG
Symbiodinium pilosum is the source of this 672-nucleotide messenger RNA. The record is from the annotation of a GenBank genome assembly. NCBI's taxonomy places the organism in Eukaryota, Dinophyceae, Suessiales, Symbiodiniaceae.